GAUCUGUCAGAGUCAGAGAGAGUGAGAGUGAGGAGCCGCUGGUCUGGUCUCAUCAGAACCCAGCCAGACUGACAAGGGGGAAGCAGGGCUCAGGGGGGGCCAGAACUUUCCUCCACAAGGGAGCACCAGAGAUUACCUCAGAGUAGCCAAGGACUCCUCUGCCACACGAGGGGUGGGGUAGCCAGGGUAGAGGGUUGAUCAGCCAGCUCCCAGACAUCAGUCACUCCUCUGGCUCCCCUGAGCUGCAGCCAGCAGGAAAGAGCAAACUUUCCCAGGUGCCACUCCUGCUCGUUGGCCCCCGUGGGAAUCCCCAAGCUUGCCCUCCCAUCCCUGCCCCUCUGGGAAGACCAGGGACCAGGCUUGAUUUUCAGCUGCUGAGGUCAGGGGGACACAAGGUGGGGUGUCUGGCUCUGCUUGGGGCAAAAAUAGAACCUCAGAGGACUCCAGACCCUGAACUUGGUUCCAUGCCCAGGGGACCACCUGGGUUAGCCCUCUGCUGGGAGGACAGCUGGAUUCCACCAUCUCCUGCUUCUUAACUUGGGCUCCCCAAGAAGGCAGGGCCCCAGCCCAGGGACAUCCUAGAUCUGAGUCUGGCAGCUGGGCCCCCAGGGGAAGGCAGCGUGAGUGGCCAGGGGGAGCCCCAGGCUCUUCCACACACCAGGGAGACGGGCAACCUGGGGGAGAAGGUACAGGAUGGGGGCUGGAGGCCCUGCGGUCAGGAGGAAGAUGGACUGCUGACUCUGGCCAGCACCGGCUCUGGGGGCCUUGGGGAGGCUGUGGACAACAAUGAUGAGGAAGCUUCUUCUUCUGCUACCUGCUACACCUGCCCCAUCCUGGACCUGCCCCCUCCCUGGCCAACAGGCUGUGGGGCCGAGGACAUCCAAGCCUUCUGCUUUAUCUGCCUUCACAAGGAAGAGGAACCCCUGGAGACCCUUCCACUUCAGAGAUACAUUCAAAGAAAGCCCUUUUUACUAAGCCUUGCUUGGUCCCAGAAUCACAAGGCUGGAGAGAAAACUGCCUCACCAUCACCAGCUCCCACAGCAGGCAGCUGCCAUGCCAAUGGUAUUUUUGAACUCCUGACUGAUAGGGAGAAGAUGAGUGGGGGCUGCCCAGAGCAGGAGCCUCCCCGUGCGCUGGCCUGCUGCAGUGGCAGUGGUGUGCCCCUCCUCACGGAGGACAUGCAGGCCCUCACCAUCCGCACACUCUCAGGCACAGAUGUCAGCAAGCACUAUGACCUCAUCCGGGAGCUGGGCAAGGGCACUUACGGCAAGGUGGACCUGGUGUCCCACAAGAGCACAGGGACCAAGAUGGCUCUGAAGUUCGUGAAUAAAAGCAAGACAAAAUUGAAGAAUUUCCUCCGGGAGGUCAGCAUCACCAAUACACUCUCCUCCAGCCCUUUCAUCAUCAAGGUCUUUGAUGUGGUGUUUGAGACCGAGGACUGCUACGUCUUUGCACAGGAGUACGCGCCCGGUGGGGACCUCUUCGACAUCAUCCCGCCCCAGGUGGGCCUCCCUGAGGACACGGUGAAGAGGUGUGUGCAGCAGCUGGGCCUGGCCUUGGACUACAUGCACGGACGGCACCUCGUGCACCGGGACGUCAAGCCUGAGAACGUGCUGCUCUUUGACCGGGACUGCCGCCGGGUGAAGCUGGCCGACUUCGGCAUGACCCGAAGGGUGGGCUGUCGCGUGAAGCGGGUCAGCGGCACCAUCCCCUACACGGCCCCCGAGGUGUGCCAGGCAGGCCGGGCCGAGGGCUUCGCUGUCGACACCGGCGUCGACGUCUGGGCCUUCGGCGUCCUCAUCUUCUGCGUCCUCACGGGCAAUUUUCCCUGGGAAGCCGCGUCGGGUACGGACGCCUUCUUUGAGGAGUUCGUGCGGUGGCAGAAGGGGAGGCUCCCGGGCCUGCCUUCCCAGUGGCGGCGGUUCACCGAGCCAGCCCUGCGCAUGUUCCAGCGGCUGCUAGCCCUGGACCCGGAGAGGCGGGGACCCGCCAAGGAGGUCUUCCGCUUCCUCAAGCACGAGCUCACCUCGGAGCUCCGCCGGCGGCCUUCUUGCCGUGCCCGCAAGCCUGCAGGUGACCGCCUGCCCGCCGGGCCCCACCGCCAGGAGGCCCCAGCGCCGCUCAAGAGGACGGUGCUGACCGAGAGCAGUGGGACCAGGUCCUCCCCCCCCACCCCUCCUGAAUCUGGCCGCACCUCACCAGGGCCGGCCAGCAGGACGGAUGGGCGGCAGGACAAGAGCAAGGGGCAGCUGGUCCUGGCCACGGCAAUAGAGAUUUGCGUCUGAGCUGCCCCCCUGCCCAAUGCCAGUCCCCCCUUCGAGGGCUCCUCUGUGGCAACUCCUAGGGAGGGCUCCUCACCCCAGCGCUUGCACCCAUGAGGCUGGCGAGAACCCCCCCAGACCCAGUGGGUGAGGGGGACAUAGGGGGACGGGGGACUCAGGGUGGGGAGAGGCCCUUCCUUUACCUGCUGAAGGAACCAGGAGUCACUGUUCCCAAAGCAAAAAAGAAACACGGUUAGACAAUAGUAAUAUCGUAGUACUAGCCUGAGUAGCUCUACAAGGAUCAGUCAGGACAGAGAUGGAAGAAUGCCCUGUUCAGAUGAUGGGGACCUGGUGGGCCCCACAGCCCCUAUCCCUCCCCUCAAGGAGGAAGGCAGUGGGGUUGGGAACAGCAGGGCUGGGCUGCAGCAAUUCCACCGGGGCCUCGAGUAAGACAUUAACCAAAAAUCUGUCUAAGGGGCCAGGAAGGACAUAGGGCAGUGCCUGCCCCCACACCACUAAGAUGGUGAGGGGCCUGGAGCCUAGAGCCCAGAACCUGCAUCAAGAGGGACAGACUGCCAGAGCAGAACCGAGGUUUGGAGGUAGGAUCCUGUGGGUCAUAGGGUGGCUCUCAGGGGCGUUAUCCCCAGCCCAGCUUAGGGAGCAGGGCUGGCUCCAAUCUGCUUUCUCCACCCCUGUUUCCCACCCACUCCCAGUUCCUUCUUACCAAUGUCACUGGACCAUCUGAAGUCUUUCAGCCUAUCCUAGCCACUCUGUCCCUAUCUGGCCUUUCUCCUUCCCCCUGUCUCUUUCCUACCCUCUCCCUCUGUUAGCCCCUUUUUCCUUGGGUACCAACCUCUCCUCAGGCCCUUAGUUUACUUUUCCUUUCUCUUUGCCUUUGGGGAAGAGAUAGGGCCAGGUUUUCCUUAGUGGGCGGGGAGAGAGAAGGGGCUGUUGAUCCCUGAGUCUUGGUGGAGGCCCCAGGAUCAGAGAAAGCUCUCACUAAUGAAGACAGCACGGAGAUCCAGGGUUCUGGGCCACAUAGAAAGGGGAUCAGGGGAGCAACCACGGUAACUCCAACCCCUGGUCCUAAACCCUGCACGCUCCAGAGCUAUGAGCAGGGCAGGCCCCAGGAAAGGCGAGGAGAACACUGGGACCAGGAGAAAGGAAGGAAGGACACAGGGAUAAACUGACCCAGCUACCUGAAAAAUGUAGCAAAUGUGUAGUGUGUGUACGUGAGUGUGUGUGUGUGUGUAUGUGUGUGUGUGUCUCCCAGACAUAGAAUAUAGAAUGUCAGAGCUAGAAGAGACCUUAAGAGUUCAUUUAGUCAUAGGAUCUUAGGUUUAGAGCUGAAAGGGAAGUAAGGCCCGGAGAGGGGAUGCCCAAAGUUACACUGCAAGUCAAUGCCAGAGCUAAGACUAAAACCCACGUCUCCCCAAGAGGGUAAUGGGUCCCCUAAGGGAGGGGGGCUUGUCAUACAUGACAGACCUGUGGCCCACUUUGUCAUGUCUGUCCUGUCAUUUCUCCCAUCUGCCUGGAUACUUGGUAGUGGGGAUAUGGCCAGAAUUCAGGAGUUAGGGGGUAGGACUGAGGCCCUUGUAUUGAGGUACGGAUAGUGCCUCAAUGCAAGGAAAGGAAAGAGAGCAGGGUGAGGAUAUGUCUAGUCCAAACUCAUCUAAAUUCUUAUGCCUGGGUCAUUAGGCCCUCCUUCUGGCUCUCCUUUGAGUUAGAGAAGGAAGAGAAGCCCCUACAUUGGACUGGGAGAGAAAAUACCUCCCUUCCCCUUCCUGUUCUCCCCAGCCUCCACAAAGAUAAGAAGUACUCUUAGAAGAUAUCAAUAAGGAAUGGUCUUCUUAGGAGGAAUCCUGACAGAGGCCCAAUAAGCAACUGAUCCCCAGCCUCUGUGGCCUGGGGACAAUGGCCUGUCUAAUCAGGACAAUGGCUGGGAGCAGAAAACAUGACUCCCUAGCAGAACUUCCCUAUCCCGGGCUGGGAUGAAGAGUUCUUUGGAAGCCUGACCAGGCCUGGGGGGAGGGGAACGGCCAGGAAGCUGAGGGCCAGAGAUUGUACAGAAGGACCUUGUGGGGAGAUUAGUACAGGGGUAGAGUGUGACUCUAGUGAUGCAGCCAUGGGCUCCAAUCCCUGAGCCGUCUAAGGGAAAAGGCUCCUCCUGUACCGCCCCAGGGAAAUCCAGGAUUUUGUGUGGCAAGGGCCAUCACCACCCUGUGAUGGGGCAAAAGCCUUGGCCCUAUCAGAACUGAAGACUCAAAGCUAGAAGUUAAAUAAAUGCCUUCAUUUCACAGAAGAGACGGAGGCAGUUGUCUGCCUGAGGUCUGUAUUCAGUUAGUUAGAAAGCCAGGACUCAGAUCCUGGCCUUCUGGCUUCCAGGCCUGGGCUCUCCCCAAAAUGACUAUCAACAGGGUGGUGGUAGGGCCUCUAGGAUUGAGGAAGGACCCAGGGCAGAAGCAGCCCUGAUGGAGGAUUCCUCGACCCUUUCCCUCCCUUGCAAGGGCAUUUGUGCCAGAAAUUGCUCAGUAACUUUGGGCUGGGAUCUCACUUACCAGCUGUGGUGCCCUAGGUCAGUCAGGUAACAUCUACUGGGAGGAACUUGAGGGAGGGAGCUGUGUAAGGGACAGUGGGGAUAAGUGUGAGUGGGUGAAUGAAGGUAUGAAUCCCCUGCCUCACCCAAAGGUGAGUCUCUUCAACUGGCCCCUGAUAAAAAGGGGGAACAGGACUCAUAGGUCACACCAGUCUCUACCAAAGCCCUCAGGGAACCAGGCAAGGAUCCUUGGGUGAGGGCCUGGUGGUGCAAUGGAAAUACACUACGAGUAGGCAGCUUCCUGCCAGUCUAAGGGAAGACCAAGGAAAUGAGAGUGGGGGCCUGCCCCCCCCCCAGGAAUCCCUCUUUCCCAAGCUCCCCACCACCCCUGCCUCUUCAGGGGACUCUCAGCAAUAACCUCAUAUCUGGUGGGGCCAGAGAACCUAGGGGCAUCAGACCCAAAUGGCUCCCCAUCCUCCAGCCCCUCCCUCCCAGCCAAGGCCUCUUAUUCCUCCCCACCCCACCCCACCACAGCCUCCACUGAGAGGAGGCUCCAGGGACCCCUUGCCAGCCCAGCUGACCUGGUCAACACCUCACCCUCAGGGUUGGGGGUCCCUCAUCCCCAUCAAUCCACAAAAGGGUAGGCACUGGCAGCCCCCCAUUCUUUCCAUCAGGGCCUGAGCCCCUCUGUAUCCAGCACUCAGGUGAGGGAUGGGGGGGUAGGCUUUGGGGAGCAGCACCCAGCCUGUCUGGCCCCACCCAACGUCCUUGAGUGGGAUGGGCCCCAGGUAGUGUCUGGGAGUGGAGUGCCACACACACCAUCCUACAAUAAGCAACAACCCCCAAUCCCCUCCCCACAAAUCACACAAAAGGGCUAUUGACUCCUCACCCCAGACCUAGGCACAGUUUACAGCCAAGCAGACCCUGCAUUGACCUCAGCCUCUUUCCAUUCUCUUCAAAGAAAGGCAAAGGAUCUUGGACACUUCCAGGGCAGAAUCCUUGCUCAGGCUCAAAGCUGGAGAGGGGAGAGGGAAGGGGAGGGCGGAGAAGGGCUGCACACCUAGCCCAGCCAAGAUGCCGACAGUGUCCCCUCAAGGGGCUUACCCUUCUCCAGCAGGCUUGGUGCCCUCUGGAGAUGUGCUAGGAACGUAGCAAAUGCCCCUCUCCUUCCCUAGAUCCCUCUCAGUGGAGAUCCCUGCUUCCCCGUCCCCUUCCCUUGGGCAGUCAGCCUGGCUUGUCCCAGCAGGGCAAGCCCCAGGCCUGUAGCCAGGCCCUGAGACCACCGGUGCCCAAUCCUGAACUCUUCAUCGUUGACUCCUCCUUUUGCCUUAGGCCUCCUCAAAGUCCUGAUCUCUCUCGUGCAAUAAUGUUGAAGCGAGACUCCGCCGUAGACAAACUUCUCGAACUCUUUUUUUAAAGAUCCUGUUGAGGUUUUUCUCUCAUUGUAGAAUCUUAGUGUUAGAAUGGGAAGGGGACCAUAUGUACCAUCCACUCCAACCCCCUCAUUUUACCAAUGAGUACGCCGAGGCCCAGAGAGGGGAAGUGACCUCCCCUAGGUCACACAGCAAGUUCGUGAUAGAGCUGGGACUCAGACCACGGUCUUCUGAUUCACGGUCAGUCUAGGGCUCUUCAUACUACACCUCGCUGCCUUCUCUGGCCAUCAGGUUAGGACUCUUUGCCCCAUUAGAGAGGUUUUGGUCACAGAUGUUUACCUCAGUUUAUGUCACUGUCAAAGAAACAAAAACAUACGUAUAUAGCAAAAAAAAAUGAUAGAUGUGAAAACUGCAAAACAACAAAAAAAAUUCCCCUAGUGAUUAUUCCUGUUGUGAAGGUGCAGUGUAUGUCUCCCAGGCUGGGCAGGAAUAUCCACCUAUUCUGCCUGGCCUUGCUUCCUGUCUUCAGUCUGUCUAAUACCCCCAGACCAUGCCCACACCUUUCUUUAGACUGAUCAGGGACUGAAGGGUAAAUCAAAUCUCCUUCCUCCUACAAUGAAAUCUCCCUGUGAACUGGUGCUUCUCCAUUUUUCACCCAGUAGUUGUGCACUAGGGUGGAGUGGGAGGGUUGGGAGGAAGAACCUUUGUGCUUUCCCAGGGUGGAGUGUGGCGGGAGCUCCAAGAAGAAAAGGGGCCUAGUGCCAACCCACUGGUGACAUCCUCCUGGCCAGACCCUACAACCCAGAGCAACUGGGAAUCUGGAAACUGAGCUAGAAAACGGAUCACAAGUGGGGUGGAUGGGGAAGGUUUUCAAGAAUGGAGGUUGGGUGCUUCGUCUGCUUCCAUCGGCCAGGCCAGGUAGCAGGCCCUAAGCCUGGGCUCAGGAAUGCCUGGGCCUCAGUCCUGUUUAGCCCUCCACUACCACUUCCCAAGCUCUGGCCCCUCUCCUCUAUAUUCUCUGGGCUAGGUGGAUCCCAAUUGGGAGAAGCCCCCAGUUAGCCUCUCCCAGAGCCCCAGCCUGCAGCACCCCUCUGGGCCUUCCUCACUUCCAUCAGCACCCUGAGCUGGUCAUCUAACACUACGCUCAGUAGGAGAAUCUCUAGGGCUUCCUCCCUGGCCCAGAUCUGGUUGGGCUAUGAGUUUGGGGGUAAAAAUAUAUGUAUGCUCUCCCUGCACCAAGCCUGGGAUGGGAGACCAGAGUUAAUCUACACUACCCUGCAGUCCCAUUCCUCUCUCUGAAGACCUCAUCAGUCCUGUCUUCCUCCACCCCACCCAAAUGUUUGUAAAUACUUUGGAAUCCUUUGCCCCUGUAAGAAGGAGGUUUUUAAAUGUGUUAUUUACUUCUAUAUUAAUGACAAUUGCUAUAAAAUAAAGGAUUU
Messenger RNA from Phascolarctos cinereus (koala), 7609 nucleotides. Lineage: Eukaryota; Metazoa; Chordata; Mammalia; Diprotodontia; Phascolarctidae. The record is from RefSeq and is a predicted model, not a curated record.